Benincasa hispida (wax gourd) is the source of this 1547-nucleotide messenger RNA. Its product is annotated as protein FAF-like, chloroplastic. NCBI's taxonomy places the organism in Eukaryota, Viridiplantae, Streptophyta, Magnoliopsida, Cucurbitales, Cucurbitaceae. The record is from RefSeq and is a predicted model, not a curated record.
CAUCUUCCUUAGCAAACCUUCCUCUUUCUUCUUCUUCAAUUUUCCGCAACUCUGCACCUUCAGUGGUCUCUCUUUUAGACCGCUGCUGGUUGCUGUUGUUGCUAAUCAAAACCAUGUCGCCAUUGAAGAGCUUCCAAGCUUCUUAUUCUGACAAGAAACAGGGCAUCGUCGCUGUUCUUUCUUCUGACUCUGAACACUCCCAAAUUCAACCUUCUUCUCUUCGAAGAACUCUCUCUGCCGAUAUGUCCUCCCAGAAAUGGAUCUCUUACAUGAAAAAAGUCGCUUCGUUUCAUGAAUUUCACACUCCCAAAACAGAGCAUGAAACAGAGGAUGAAGCAGAGGGUGUUGAUGUUUGGAGCUCUAUCAUUAAAGAAUCUCGUCAGGAUUCCAAGCCUGUUUCUGAUCCUUAUGUUCAUCCUCUUCUUAAGCGAUCUGGUAAGUGUUUGAGUGAAAAGAGUCUUGAAAUUUGUACGGAAAGUCUCGGCUCCGAGACUGGGUCUGAUGGGUUCUCGUCGUAUCCGUCGUCGGAGAAUGGAGAUACUGAUGACGAGGAGGAAAAUAUACUCGAAGGUACUCAAAUAUUUGAGGUGGAGAAUCAGUGGAAGCGUGUGAAGAUUAGUUACAAGAAAUCGCCACCCCAUCGGUCAUUUCCUCCACCGCUUCCUACGCUUUCCGGCCCGGAUGGCGAGUCGUUGAGGAUGCAGCCUCGCCGUGACAAUGGGCGGUUGGUUCUUGAGGCCAUGUCCGUGCCUUCACAAAACAACUUUCGCGCUCAACGUCAAGAUGGUCGCCUUGUUCUCACACUCCUCAAUCGUCAUCCAAUCAAUCAGGUAGUAAAAGACGAUGACUCGGACAAAGAAGAAGAGAAGGAAGAGGAAAAAGAGAAAGAUCCAAAACUGACAAAAUCAUCAGAAUUCGCAAGUGGGUUAGUAAAAAUACACAGGUUAGCAUCAAUGAUGAACAGCAAAACAAUAGCUUUAGCCAACAGGAACCCAUCACUCCCACCGCGGCCCAAGGCGGCUCAGCCACUAACAGGCUGCGCCGCACCGCCGACCGCUGCGACGUUGAAUGCCUAUGAGUACUACUGGAAGUCAAAGCCGACGGGGAAAGUGGGAACGGGCAUGAACCCGCUGGGGCAGCAGCCGGCGUCGUUCAAGAGCAGCAGCAGAAAGGUUAUGAUAUGCAAGAACAGAACAGCAAAUGAAGAAGAGAAAUUGGUAGUAAUGUGUUCAAAUGGGAGUUGUAAGGAGGUCCGGCGGACGGUGGUGUUUUGGGAGCCACGGUGCAUUGCCACUUCCUAAAAUUAUUCCCAUAUUCAUUUCCAAAUCCUCUAACUGUUUUACCUAAAUUUGAUGUUUUUUUUUUUGGUUAUUGCUUUUAGUUUAACUUACUUUCCACUCUUUGGGGAAUUAUGUCUACAAAAUAAAGUAUAUGAGAGAGAGGGGUGUGAGAGGGAGAGAUUAUUACUUUUAAAUUUGAGAGAAAUAUCAUGUGCUAUUAAAUAAUAUAAAUAGUUAAUUUAUUAAUUUAGUUUGUAAACUUAUAUA